UCAUAUUCCUCGCUACCCAUGUCGCGUCAAUCAGUUGCUCCAGGACGUGCUUCCUACGCUGCAGGCUCAAAUACAGCCAACUCUGCGGCAGCGAUGGCCAAAUUUCUCGAGAAGAAGAAGGAAUUUGACGCGGUUUCCGCCUUACACAAAGCCUCUACUCUCUAUCUUCAACGCAUCGAAGGUCUUGCUGAGGACUGUGAAACAAUGGCCGAUUCAGGCCAAAUCCAUGGGGAAGUACUUGAACAAUGGCCGAGGAUGUUUCAAAUUCUCAAUCUGUUCUUGGCAGGCAAGGGAGAUCCUUCUGAGGACACUGCAGAGUCCCUAGCCAACUCAGAUCCCAGCCAACAACGCUUAGUUCGCAUCUUCACGGAUUCGCUUCUCGCGACCAGUGAGGAAGACCGUGCCACUCUCUGA
Messenger RNA from Mycena indigotica, 414 nucleotides. RefSeq lists its product as uncharacterized. Gene Ontology annotation, biological process: attachment of spindle microtubules to kinetochore; mitotic cell cycle. The record is from RefSeq and is a predicted model, not a curated record. NCBI's taxonomy places the organism in Eukaryota, Fungi, Basidiomycota, Agaricomycetes, Agaricales, Mycenaceae. Gene Ontology annotation, cellular component: mitotic spindle midzone; DASH complex; mitotic spindle. The coding region runs from base 19 to 414 and encodes 131 amino acids. The transcript is spliced from 4 exons.